Messenger RNA from Adineta ricciae, 1038 nucleotides. The record is from the annotation of a GenBank genome assembly. Lineage: Eukaryota; Metazoa; Rotifera; Eurotatoria; Adinetida; Adinetidae.
AUGUCAACGAAACAUCUUGAACAGAAUCAACUGAUUAGGUGCCAUUUAUGUCAACGAAAUUACAACAGCGAAGUUUAUAAACGGCAUAUUAAUGAGAGUCAAUGUAUCAAACGAAAUCAGCAUCGAUUACCGUUUGAAUCGAUAAGACAACGGUCGAUUCAGAUCGGUGAUAAAAUAUUUUCUGUGCAACAACAAUUCCAACAGAAGAAACAAGAAGUUCAAUUGCUAAACAAUGGAGAAAAUGGCAAACAACAGAUAUCAUCCAGUAGUAAAAAGUUAUAUCAAGAGAAAAUUCCGAAAGUCGCACUUUCGAAUGCUCGUCGCCGAACACUUGAACAAGCCAGACAAUUAUUAGAACGACGAACAAAGUAUCAACCACCAUGGGUACACAAACAAUCGCAUUAUCUGUACAAGUUGCCAGCACAACUCAAUCGAAUGAAUACCAUCACGCUUCCACCGAAGAGUACAAAUCCAAGAGCGAAAUUCAAAAAUGAACAUGCACCAAACAAAGUCACCGAUAUUCAUUCAGUAUCUGUGAAACAACCUAUACAAACUUACUCGCCAAAGUUACCCAUUUCUCAUACAUCUACGAAUUCUAUCGAGCAAACUAAUUCUGCAUGUCAUUCAACGCGAAAAGUUUCAACAUGGACUCGACCGUUGCAACCGUCAGCUGUUCGAAAUGUCAUUUCUCCCAUUCAUAUUCCAACAUUUCAAGAUUCAGCCUGUGGGGCAUCACAUGAUCAUCGAGUAGUACCACUAAAUUCGAAUAACAAUGAUGACGACGAUGAUGAAUUCGAACGAUACAGUCCAACUCCCCCGUCAACGCCCAAAUUUCAAUAUGAAAAAACAGAAAAUAAGAAUUACCGAAGUAUUUUUAGAAAAAAUGUAUCAAUCAAUGAACAAAAAACAACGAAACUACAAUCAGAUCAUUUUGAAAAACGUUGUCGACAAUCAACUUUUCAUUUACCACCAAUAAAACCCUCAUCCUACGCAAAACUCAAACAACAUCCGACAAUAAAUCUGACUCCAUGGCGUUAA